Messenger RNA from Stereum hirsutum FP-91666 SS1, 632 nucleotides. Its product is annotated as DUF757-domain-containing protein. The transcript has 9 exons. The coding region runs from base 93 to 632 and encodes 179 amino acids. Gene Ontology annotation, cellular component: cytoplasm. The record is from RefSeq and is a predicted model, not a curated record. NCBI's taxonomy places the organism in Eukaryota, Fungi, Basidiomycota, Agaricomycetes, Russulales, Stereaceae.
UUCGCAUCCCCCACGCUUUGCCAGCUCAUCACACAUUCCACGUACAACGCCUCAAAAACUAGGUCAAAAUUUGAUUGUGUUAGUGGAGCAAAAUGACAACGGUGGCUACUUCGAAGUUUGACCCCAACAACGCACAAAAUGCGGUCGAGAUCGAGAAACAGUUCGCUGUGAAGGCUGUUGAGCAAGCCCAGACUUACUGGAAUCUCCUCGAAAAGAUCUCACCGCGAGAACUCAGGCUCACCAAACUAGAUGAUGAGAUCUACGAACACACAAUGAAGACGUUCCCCGAGUUCGAGGAGGAAGGUCACGCAAAGCUCAUCCGACUGGACGAGGAUGCCAUGAAGAGCAAGGACGGGAAGGAGAAGUGGAGGACAUUUAUCAAUUCGUACGAGAAGAAAGUGAAGGACCACAACUUUGGCUCGCUCAUCCGAAUGAACUGUGAGGAUGAGUAUAGCGAGACGAACACUAUCUUCGUGACACGAAUACAGUUCUACGCUAUCGAAAUCGCCCGCAACCGUCUAGGCCUGAACGACAAAGCGCACGAGAUUGCAAAAGAAGAAGCCCGCAAAGAGAAGGAGAAGAAAGAGAAAGAGGCUGCAAAAGCUGCGAAGAAGAAGAGCAAGGCGUCAUAA